AUUGCUCUCACCGUCGGAUCUGGUCCUGGACUGACAUGCAGUCCCAUCGGUUACUUUCUCUCACCUUCGACAUGAAGCCACGCAUAUGUCAGCACGUCGCUGCUCGUCUCUCUAAACGAUACAUUUUCUCCGCUGCUCGAGUUCACACAAAUACCACGCGAAGUUUCGCUACUCACCAGGACCCGGGUCCCAUUCCAUCGUCUUUGCUCUCGCAAGCACUCGAUCAAAAGCAAAGAGCAGGAAGCAGUCAGAAGGAGGACUCUGUAGGACCAUUUCAGCUAGGUAUUGGGCAACAGAGGUACGAGCAGCCGAAUGUGAAGAAAUGGUCGGAGCUGAGUACAGGAGGCAAGGUAACACGAGCUACUGCACGGACGACGAACUUCACUGUCAUCGUCCUUGGUGCUAGCUUUUCUGUCAUGCUCGUCUACGCAUUGACAUCAGAGCUUUUCUCCAAAAACUCCCCCACCGUGCUCUACAAUGACGCGUGUGAGCGCAUAAAAUCUUCACCACAGGUCUCGCGAUACCUCCAAGGGCCAUUGACAUUCCACCACAACCCGCCAUCCGCCAUCCGCCCCCGUCAUCGUAACCGACACGUUUCUCACCAAAUUGCAGUCGACUCCUCAGGCCACGAACAUAUGCUCUUAAAUUUCUAUGUCCAAGCCGGAUCAUCGUCGUCGUCUUCUUCCGACUCUUCAUACUUCGACACAGUGGUCGCAUGGGCAAAGGAGAGCGCGGAGGGACUACCGGACGUGACUUUGGAAGAAGCUAUCGACUGGACAAAAGAUCGAGGAAGGAGGACGGUAGAUUCUGCGAAGGAAUUGUUCAGAUACUUGACUGGAGAUCCCAUGCCAGUUGAGAGGUCGACGACUCUACCGGGAUCCAUGGCGACUGAGACGAGGGUAAAGGAAGCAAAUAAGGGGGAGAAUAAGGGCGUCUGGGGGAGCAUCACCGGUUUAUUUGGGUCGUUGAGGAGUUCCAGCAGGAGUGGCGCGGAUGAGGUGAGGUCGGAUGUGGCGUCGAGCAGGUUGUGGCAGGAGGGAGAGGUGCAUGCCGAGUUGAUCAGGAAUGAUGAUGGGUACUUUACUUUUCGAUACCUCCUCAUUGACCUCCCAAGCACUCACCACCGGAACCCAACCCGAGUUUUCAUCGUGCGGACUGAGGGAGUGCGGGAGAAUGAACCUAUAAUGAGUUGGCAGACAUACUAGUGAUGAUAACAGGACUCUUGCAUGACCAUUGGCCGUUCAGACGACGCGAUGAGCGAUGUAUAUUAUUGAUGUACACAUAUAACUUAAAUGUCCACAAGCCCAGUUCAUUCCAUCCAUUAGCAGUCUAUUCACCAAAGAGCUUUUGGACACGCUUCAAUACGGAAUCCUUUGCUGGAUCGUAUGGAUGGUCCUUUGAGGGUAUCUCCAGCAAGGAAGGGAACGCCUGUUGAUAUUUGUCCACGGUAGGACGAAUCUUUUCUGCAAUGUGUUGAUUGAUGAGCAGAAUGGCGAUAUCCUUGCGCUCGGUAUACUCCUGGAAAGCAGCCUCAAUAAUAGGUACCUGGGUUUUAGAGUCGACGAUGAGGAAGUUCUUCUUCUGCUGUUCGCUGAUAUGACCAAUGCCUGCGAGCAGUAAACCGGUGACAGUGUCCUCGUCUCCAAUAACUGCGAGAAGAUUCCGCUCCUUGAAAGCGGUUGAAGCCAUGGU
Molecule: messenger RNA, 1692 nt
Organism: Stereum hirsutum FP-91666 SS1
Lineage: Eukaryota; Fungi; Basidiomycota; Agaricomycetes; Russulales; Stereaceae
Exons: 9
Coding region: 36-1205 (389 amino acids)
Biological process (GO): protein import into mitochondrial matrix
Cellular component (GO): TIM23 mitochondrial import inner membrane translocase complex
Source: RefSeq, a predicted model, not a curated record